AUGUUAUCUCUGGCAUCUAACGUCAAGAGUUUGGUAGUUUUAUUAAUGAUGCGUUCAGUAGAUUAAAACUAAUCCAUCUUCAACCAAUAUUCCAUUAGGGCACUGUUGAAAGACAAAAAUGUGGAAAAUAUGUAUCCAAGCCAGAUUUGUUCUGAGCAAUACCCACAUGACAAUGUUUUGAGUGAUUCUAGCCCGUUUGUUUUCAGAAUUAAGAUUCGGAAGUCGGAAUGAAGCAUUAUUUCACCAAGGAGAAAAUUGAGGACAUUACCUGGAGGCAUAAAUACGUCCAAAGUGCCAGCUAGUUAGCAUAAAAAUAAAGUGGUAGGUCAAGUUAAAACAGUGUCAAGCAAAAUACUAAAAUCAAGUAAUUGGAAAAUGUAGAGUUACACUAUUUUGUUAUAAACUUUGGUACAUGUGUUUGGUCACGAACAAUAUAAUUACAAGGUAAUGGGAAAUCAAUAAUAAUGUGCACUGAAUGGAAGACUGUUUUCUACAUGUAGACAUUAUCGAAUCAAAUAUUGGCAUUUAAUACUUUCUUAAUGUCAUGCAAAUAAAUGCGCAUGCGCUAAUCAGUGGAUUCGUUGCCCGGAAUGAAUUUGAAGACGGACUCGCGCAUGCGCGGAUGUCUGGGGGAGGGGCCAGUUUCAAAACACGUAAAUUCUUAAAUAAAAUCGUUACUUUGUAAGUAUGGUGUUUAGGAGGCAAAAUUGUUGUGCAGAAUUCCACAUUUUGUGUUGUGAUGCAUAAUGUAAAUGUGUGUGAAUGAUACUACAAUGAAUGGGUUGAAGUUAUCUCUUGUUUUCUUCAUCAUGUGGGGUUGCCUCUAUGAAGUGGUUGCGAAACCGUUUCCAUGGAAAUUCUUCCAUGUGAGUAGGCGUAGAGUGCUGCAGGAGCCAAGAAGACAAGAGGCAGAAGAUGCAUCAUGCUGUCGACUGUAGGAUUCAACACAAUGGUUGCGGCAACAACGCGAUCUCUGCAUGUUACGGCAUCUCAGAAGGAUCCAGUGAUGAGGACGAUUACAACGUGCCUGUUGACUGUGAGGAUUGCAUGUGCUGCGUGUGUGGAGAGCACUUCUCCUUCCUGGAUCAGCUGAUGGAACACCUUAAGACACACAAAGGCCAGUUGUUUUGUCAUCUAUGUACGGCAGAUUUCGACCGGGCUGUUUCACUGGCGUUACACCUAAAGAACGCACAUCCAAAGUACCACCUCUGUUGUACAGUCUGCCACGUUUCUUUUAAGAGCACGUGGCAUCUGAAUGAACAUCUGGAAAAGAAUUACCAGGAAGCGACAAAACAUGAGGAGAAAAUGAAUGCUAAGCCUUUAGUUAAGAUUAAAGAGACGGAAAAUGGUGUUGUUGAAAAGUACGUAAUGGGCAAUAGUAGGGACAAUGUAUUUUUGCUUGAUCAUUCAUAUUGUGUUCCUGUACGUCAUACUGUGUCUAUGGAAUCCUCUAGAAAAUGGAAACUUAUUAAAGAAUGGCAACCCCAAGUUAUUAAAGAACAACAACCCCGAAUCCACUCCCCCAGCACUUCAUGUUCCUCAUCUGGGCUGUGCUCCGAUGACGACCCGAGCUCGGAAUUUUCUUCGUCCACCUCACACCAAUUACAGCCGCACUUCGAUGAGGAGUAUGUGAUACCUGGAGACGGUGAAAGUACUGAUUCCGAUGAAGACGACAGUGACGCACUACCACCCACAGACACUGAAUACUGCCCCGAUGAGGACCGGAGUUCAGACUCGCAAUCUUCUACAGGUUCCAACACUCUUGACUCGAAGAGUAACUUAUGCAACCAUCAUCGAAAAACAGAGAUAAAGAAAGAAAUUGAUUCUGAAAUUAAAUCAUCUUUUGCAAAUCACAGUGUGAAUCCUGCGUCGUCAACCUGUGGAGCAAAAAUGGAUUUUCAGACCGAUUCUCCUAAAAGCAAAGUUGCGAUUAAGGAGGAGAUUGUGGACGGUUGUGAGGAAAAGCCUUUCGUUUGUUGUAUGUGCAAUGCGGCGUGUAGAAAUAAAGAAGUAAUGCUCAAACACAUCGGGGAAAAACAUCCCACAGCAGUUUAUAUCUGUUCACGCUGCCUUGAUGCCUUCACUCAACAGAACACUUUCCAAAAACAUGUCUGUUGGAAGAGACCCACAAGCCAAAUGAAGAUUUUGCUAGCCACCAAAGUACCACAGUUACCCGUCUUGAAUUUAUCUCAUGAUGACGAUCAGAGAACAACAUCCGCCCCUGUGCUAAGCCCUAAAUCUGUUGAUAUCCAAAUGAUUCCUCAACUGCUUCCUCAGUCUUUGACAAAUGCAGUAGCCCCACUAAAUUCCACCAAUACCUCGCAGAAAAUAACCUCAGUAAUCCCCACUGUGAUACCUGUUAGUCAGACUGUAACAACACCUCCACAAACAACUAUUCCAACGCAGACCAUGCCAGUGGGCAACGUUUCUCCUUCAGGCCCCGCUAAGUUAACUGAAUCACAUCCACAAGCGAUAACUGUACCGCAAACUCCUGUCAAGCCUCCUAGUGUUUCGGUUGCUUGCCCUUAUGUUCCUGUUUGUUCACCCCCAAUACAGCGUCCUUCGCCUCCCAACCAAACCAGGAUGACCCUUCGGAUUCCCACACCUUUCAAUCCAUCUCCGCAAACACAGAACAGAGUAAUUGUGUCUUUUUCACCCACUGUAAAUCGCUCAGCACCCAUUCUAGCACCAGCCAAUAGUAAUAAGUCCAUUCCCGCUCCAAGACAGACAUUUGCAGGUAAUAUUAGACCUCUUCAUUUAGUUGGACCUGUUCACUUACCCGGGAAUGUCAGACCUGUUCUGUUACCCGGGAAUGCCAGGCCUUUUCAGUUGUCCGGGAACGUCAGACCUGUUCAGUUGUCCGGGAACGUCAGACCUGUUCAGUUGUCCGGGAACGUCAGACCUGUUCAGUUGUCCGGGAACGUCAGACCUGCUCAGUUACCCGCGAACGUCAGACCUGUUCAGUUGUCCGGGAACGUCAGACCUGCUCAGUUACCCGAGAACGUCAGACCUGUUCAGUUGUCCGGGAACGUCAGACCUGUUCAGUUGUCCGGGAACGUCAGACCUGUUCAGUUGUCCGGGAACGUCAGACCUGUUCAGUUACCCGCGAACGUCAGACCUGUUCAGCUACCCGGGAGCGUGAAACCUGUUCAGUUGUCCGGGAACGUCAGACCUGUUCAGUUGUCCGGGAACGUCAGACCUGUUCAGUUGUCCGCGAACGUCAGACCUGUUCAGUUGUCCGGGAACGUCAGACCUGCUCAGUUACCCGGGAACGUCAGACCUGUUCAGUUGUCCGGGAACAUCAGACCUGUUCAGUUGUCCGGGAACGUCAGACCUGUUGAGUUGUCCGGGAACGUCAGACCUGUUCAGUUGUCCGGGAACGUCGGACCUGUUCAGCUACCUGGGAGCGUGAAACCUGUUCAGGUACUCGGUAACGCCAGACCUCUUCUUCAAUUUUUAGGAAAUGUCCAACCCUACCAAUUUCCUGCAAACAUCAGCCCCAUUCUUAUACCUGGAAAUGCCUCCGUCCCCUUAGCGUCCUGUCCCACCCUCGUAAGUGCCAUUCUACGGAAAAACCCGGCUCACACAUCUCCUGCACCUGGCCUGCCUCAAACAGGGGGCAUGUUUGAGAACAAAAGCAGUGAUAUAGCUCUUCAGAAACGACUCAAGCAAACCUGGAGCUCUAAGCCCAUCUUCCCUUGUCGUCAAUGUGGUGCCAUCUCAAGGCAGCCAUCACUGAGGGUACGUCAUCGAUACUUACACCGGGGCUCACGGUUAUAUAGAUGUCAGUGCGGGAGGUCAUUUCAAUGGCAGAUACAUUUACUGAGGCACCAGGUACAGCAUGCGGAGGCCGUCCGGUUUGUUUGUGCAUGCUGUGGAAGAACGUUCGACGGGGCACAUAAAUUGACCCAGCACAAACAGUCACGGUUAAUACAUAGACAAUAUUCAAAGACAAAAUGCAUAGAAGCCUUUGAGUGUACCUGCGGCCGGGUGUUUAAAAGACCCUCUGUUCUACUGUGGCAUGUGCUUAAAAAUACUAAACCCCGACAAAACACAUUAAUUGAACCAGUCACUGCUGUAUAAACCAAAGGAGAACUUCUGAAGGUUUAUUAUUGUAUAUUUUAUUUGGGGUUUAUUUGUUUUUUUACUUUUGUACAAUGUAACGAUCUUGGUGUUGGUGGUUCUUUUUGUUAAAAGGAAAAUACAGAGGGUGAAAGACAAAUCAGUAAUGCGUGAACAGUAGCACAUUAACGCCAAUGUUAAGUUUCAGAUGCACUGGAAUUUGAUGUUACCGUUUAUAGUAUCUGCAGUCGUUGAGAAUUUAAAAUCUUGCAGAGAUGUUAUGUUAAUGAUCGCAAACAUAGAAAAUGUAAUACAAUGUGUUCUGAGUUUUUCAUUCAUGUGAAUUGUGAACUAUAAUAGUUCAAUUUAAGGGGUCUGUGUCAAAGAGUACAAAUCUGAUUGAUUAUAAUAAAUGUGUAAAACACAAAUAUACAGAGAAAUUAAACUCUUUUUUUUUUUUUUGCUUUAAUAGUUCUAGUUUCAUAUAACACACGAAGUUCUGCUAACAUGAGAUGUCUUUAUUAAAAUGUGCAAAAAUAA
Molecule: messenger RNA, 4602 nt
Organism: Triplophysa dalaica
Lineage: Eukaryota; Metazoa; Chordata; Actinopteri; Cypriniformes; Nemacheilidae
Exons: 3
Coding region: 916-4083 (1055 amino acids)
Biological process (GO): positive regulation of reciprocal meiotic recombination
Cellular component (GO): nucleus
Molecular function (GO): histone H3K36 methyltransferase activity; histone H3K4 methyltransferase activity; recombination hotspot binding
Source: RefSeq, a predicted model, not a curated record